UCAGUGGCCCCUGGUGAAAAAGGGGUUGGGGCCUGAAAGUCGUGGGCGUGUCAUUGCGGGUGGAGUAUUUUCACUCCACUGAACCUCUUCGAAGUGAGUAAUUACUGGCUCCGCAGCCAACAGAGGGAACACACGCUCUGCUACACAGAAAAAUAUGGUCUCAACAAACUAGUAGAAGAGUUUGGCGUGGAAUUGUGUAGUUUAUACCUGUUAAAGUGCGUGAAAGGACUCCAAUGGACUGCUAGGAAACACACUGGAAAUGGCAAGAAGCACCUGAAACCUGUUGCUCUGAGCACUAAUACGAAAGUUGUGAAUCCGCCGGAUUGCAUUCAUCGGAUACAUUCACCUGCCAUGUGGAAUUUAAAGCAGAUCAGAAAGGAAACCGACGCUUAAAAUGUUACUUUGCUACAGUGUAUCCGCGGGAAAUGAACUUUCGACCUUAACACGGUUUACUCGGUGAAUGAUUGACCAUUUAGUCCACAGAUGCGCGUGCUUUUCCAUGCCCGUGUUUAGGAUCAUGGUCUGUAUGAAAUGCACUCACACAGUUGGAAGAAAAUGCGCUCGGGAUCUGGAAUGAAACUUCACUGUGAUUUACAACCUUGUGGACUGUGGACAUGCUGCUGGAGCAAUUAAGGUUUCCUUUUGGGAUUUCUUCUUUCCGAAACGCAGCCAUAAAUUAAAAAAAGAAAGAAAGGAAGUAAGGGGAAAAACCUGAGCUGAGAAAAUACUCAAGAAUUGAAAUUCAUAGUUUUCCAGUAUGAGGAAACCUGCAGAUAAGCAUCAUUUCACCAUGGAGACCUCAGGGAUGCACCUGGUCGGAUUUUGGCUUCACGUUCUGCUGCUGUUGCAACUGUCUCGGCUUGGCGAUGCUGCCUCUAAGGAUAUAGUGUGUGAGCCCAUCACUGUACCGAUGUGCAAAGGGAUUGGAUACAAUCACACCUACAUGCCCAACCAGUUCAAUCAUGACACCCAGGAGGAAGUCGGCUUGGAAGUGCACCAGUUUUGGCCACUUGUCCGUAUCCGUUGCUCCCCGGACUUGCUUUUUUUCCUGUGCAGUAUGUACACCCCAAUAUGUCUUCAGGAGUACAAAAAGCCUCUGCCCCCAUGCAGGUCUGUGUGCGAGAGGGCUAAGAGGGGUUGCUCCCCCCUCAUGAUCCAGUAUGGGUUUGAGUGGCCGGAGCGGAUGAGUUGUGAGCAGCUGCCUAUGCUGGGCGACACCGAUCGGCUUUGUAUGGACAGGAACAGCAGUGAGACCACAACUCUGUCACCUCCUUUCACCAAACCCACUCCCAAAGGAACUCCAAGACAUAGAACCACUGCAAAAUCUGCUCCACCGCAGAAGUGUGACCGCGAGUGCCAUUGUCGAAACCCCCUAGUGACAAUUAAGCAGGACGCACAUCCUCUUCAUAACCGGGUACAUACCAGCUCUCUACCCAAUUGCGCUUUGCCUUGCCACCAACCUUACUUUUCCCUGGAUGAGCAUGCCUUCACAACCUUCUGGAUCGGCCUUUGGUCGGUGCUGUGCUUUGUCUCGACACUCACCACUGUGGCUACUUUCCUCAUCGACAUGGAGCGUUUCAAAUAUCCAGAGCGGCCGAUUAUCUUCCUGGCUGCUUGUUAUCUGUUUGUGUCGCUGGGGUACAUCGUGCGACUGCUUGCGGGCCAUGAGCGGGUAGCUUGUGAGGGCUCUGGCAACCAACAGCACAUCCUCUAUGACACCACGGGUCCAGCCCUUUGCACGCUAGUUUUCCUGCUCAUAUAUUUUUUUGGAAUGGCCAGCUCCAUCUGGUGGGUGGUGCUUUCCUUCACCUGGUUCCUGGCAGCAGGAAUGAAAUGGGGAAAUGAGGCCAUCGCGGGUUACUCGCAGUACUUCCACCUUGCUGCUUGGCUCGUCCCUAGUGUCAAGACCAUUGCUGUCCUGGCUUUGAGUUCGGUGGAUGGUGACCCUGUGGCUGGGAUCUGUUACGUCGGCAACCAGAGUUUGGAGAGCCUACGUGGCUUCGUAUUGGCACCGCUGGUCGUCUACCUCUUCACUGGCUCCCUCUUCCUUCUGGCCGGAUUUGUUUCACUCUUCCGGAUCCGCAGCGUUAUUAAACAGGGUGGCACCAAGACGGACAAGCUGGAGAAGUUAAUGAUCCGGAUUGGGCUCUUCACCGUCCUGUACACCGUGCCCGCAACUAUUGUGGUGGCUUGCCUGGUGUAUGAGCAACAUUACAGGCCAGGUUGGGAGCAGGCACUGGCCUGUUCUUGCCCGUCCGAGCGCCAGCAGCUCAGCGUGGGGCCGGACUAUGCUGUCUUCAUGCUGAAAUACUUCAUGUGCCUUGUAGUAGGCAUUACCUCGGGUGUUUGGAUCUGGUCCGGGAAGACUCUGGAGUCCUGGAGACGCUUUGUGGCGCGGUACCUCCCCUGUAGGACACGGAAGCCACCUGUAUCAGGCUCGUCCAUGUACAGCGAGGCCAGCACCGCUCUCACAGCCCGAGCCGGAACGGCACCCACUGGGACCUAUCACAAAUCAGCACCUUCAUCACAUGUCUGAGCAUUGGCCAGAAAGCCCUUGUCCUUUAUAAACCCUAAAACUGUCAAAUGAGUGAUGCAUGAAGUGUGCAGGUCAUGUCUCUGAAUGAGCAGGUGUCUAUUCGACCAACAUCACUGGAUAUGAUAGACGGAACGAAUAUAUUAUGAAGGAUUUUUACAGACUAUUGGUUGUUUCAUUGUAGUCAAGCUCUUCUCAUUCACUGGUCCAAUUUGCAAAGCAAUGAACAUGUUGAUACUUUGUGAGGAAAAGAUGAUCUCUACAAUCGUAGCAAGCAUGGUAGCCAUCUUCUAUGUUUUUUAGAUUGUGAAUGAUGGAAAAAAGAUCUCAGAAGGUUAAUACUUGAUAUGAGUCAAGACAAAUUGAGGGGGUUGUGGAGAUAUUUUAUUUAUUUGUGUAUUCUUGUAAAUAAUGCUAUUCAAGAACUUUGUGAUAUCUCAGAUUACAGUCGCUCUGCUGUGUUUGUGACUUUAUCAGCAUUUUACAGGAUGUCAGUAGGAUCAUUUUAAAUACCGUCUCCAGGUUUCUCAUUUACAAAUUUGGAUGCAGGAUGUAAAUCGGUGCUUUCAUGCAUUCUGUCAACAAGAACAAUAGUUUUUCAUCUUAUACUGGGCAAGUGGAGGUCUAGUAAAGAAGCCGUUCACAUUCACUUAAAGUUGUUGCAGGCAUUUCUGCACAGGUUAAUGCUGACCGAAUGUUCUUCAGUGUCCCUCAACAACCACUUAACAGCUUGUGUUUCAAAGCCAUCUCUCCACUGAUAAUAGAUUGUUGGUUAGCAUCUAUUGGGCAGUGUUAGGGAUCUGAAUGUACCAUCUAUAGAGCUGUUUGAAGAAUCUAUAGGUCUAGUGUGAUCUUGACUCCCCUCUUGUGGUCAGUGGUUCAACUUUCAUGAGGUUCAGGUGUUAACCACCAGCUUAGGUUUGUUGAGUAGAAGGCCAAAUAUAAACUGGUUUCAAAACAAAGUGGAACAACAUCAUUUCUUUUGGUCUGUUAAUUUCCUCGUAAAGCCUCAUGAUCCAGUCUUUGGUUGUUUUUUCUUGUCAUUUGACCUUAUUUGUGUUUUGAAUCAGAAAACCAGUGUUGGGUAUGCACUUUUAGCAGACAGAAUCUGUAAACAUUGUUUUUGUAGAUCUGUGUGAAAUCUUUCAGUGGAGCAUUAAGUUGUAAGUGUAAGCAUUGUUUGGCUACUUUUAUCUGUCCAAGAUGUUGUAGAAAUAACUUUUCCUGUGUAGUCUUUUAAAAUGCCUCACGAUCUUGCUGCAUGUCUGGUUGUGUGUACAUACUUGUUUGGCUCUAUUCAUAUGUAAAUCUUGUAGAAGACAUGUCCUUUUAAGAGUCCAGACUGCAACUCUGUACAUAUGUUUUGUAAAAGAUAUGAAAUACAGUGCUACAAUUUUAAAGAGAUUCUUAGAUAUUUAUGAAAAGUGUCUUUUACAUGUUUCUUUUGUUUCUCUUACUGGUAGAGAAUAAAAGUGAGGAGCAAUUUGUGAACUGGCAA
Messenger RNA from Cyprinus carpio (common carp), 4031 nucleotides. RefSeq names its product frizzled-5-like. Gene Ontology annotation, biological process: non-canonical Wnt signaling pathway; canonical Wnt signaling pathway. Gene Ontology annotation, cellular component: plasma membrane. Lineage: Eukaryota; Metazoa; Chordata; Actinopteri; Cypriniformes; Cyprinidae. Gene Ontology annotation, molecular function: Wnt-protein binding; Wnt receptor activity. Bases 758 to 2536 code for a protein of 592 amino acids. The record is from RefSeq and is a predicted model, not a curated record. The transcript has 3 exons.